Messenger RNA from Fusarium keratoplasticum, 2295 nucleotides. RefSeq lists its product as uncharacterized. The coding region runs from base 1 to 2295 and encodes 764 amino acids. The transcript has a single exon. The record is from RefSeq and is a predicted model, not a curated record. Lineage: Eukaryota; Fungi; Ascomycota; Sordariomycetes; Hypocreales; Nectriaceae.
AUGUUGAACCGUCCGGGCUUCUUGAUUCGACGACUUAUAACCCCCCAACGGUCGCAGCAGCCCAGGGAGAGGCAGCGCGAGGGCAACGACAACGACAAUGACAAUGGAAAUGACGACAACGAUUUUACUGAUUCUUGUGAGGAACUGAGUUCCUGCUGCGCCAAGAAGUCGACGCAAAGAAAGACGAGGGCCACAAAGUCACGGCUGCCCAUCCCCAAGAAGAAGCCUCCCGCGGCGGCGCCAAUCACCAUACAAGGGAUACACAGCGUCCAUCGCAUCUCGCAUCCAGUGCCUCCUCCCCCAGCUCACCGCAGUCAGUCCGUCUCGACAGUCUCCCUUCGCAGCUGUGAGGGGCAGCGAGCUGCUGCCCUUGACGCUCUCACGGGCAAUGUUCCCGCAAAUAGAAGGGCUGCAUCCGGCCUUUGUCUGGCAGAGGCACAGCACGGCCGAGCCCACUCACAUUCCUCACGGCAUGGACCGUACGCGCAACCUCCUCGCUCCAGGAAUGGGCGCCCCAGUCCUGCCAGUAGCGAUGCACACCUCUACAGAGAUUCGCCGCGGGCCCCAACGACUGUUUCUUUGUCUGACCACAGCGCUGAUCGCAACGAGGUUGGGCCAACCGACAGCCUGACCUCGCGCAGCAGAUAUGGCAGUCAAAGCUCGGGCGAGUCAUCAGACACUGUCGACCGCCUGAUCCGCGAGACGGAUGAAGCCUUCAUAGCUGUUGGCUCCGCACUUCGAGAUGCACGACAUGCCUCGCAAGGUUCUGCGCUGCUGCACACGCCCCCAUCACCGCCGUCACCACCUUCACCGCCUGGACUUCCUGCGCUUCACAAACACUCAAAGUCGAUGCCUCUACCGACGGGUUUCCCAAGGCAUCCCAGAUGGAGGGAGGAAUCAUCGUCGUCUCCGUCCCCACGAUCAUCACCCGACAGACGGGCCUCGGUGAAGAAACCUCAAAGAAAGAAGAAUCAUCACCAACACGGUGGCCAUAGUUUCUCGAAAUCACCAAUCCGAGCGCCACGAUGGACCCUGUCGGAGAAUGUGACAGACAUUCUAACGGGCCAGCGUUUCAGGCGGAUUGAGGCCGAUGAGAUGCUAACACCCGAUCGCAUUGAGGCGUUAAGAAGGAAGAGGGAAGAAGCGCAACAAUUGGACGAAGAGCGCCUGAAACAUCGAUACUCGAGCGACUCGGUCCGCAGUCUGGCAUCAGAUAACUCCGAGACAGACGUCGAACCAUUCCAUCUCGACGAACUGGCAUCUCGGAUUGGAGCGAGCGCUGUGGGGAACUCUGCGGCCUCUGCUCGGACAGCAUCUCCCUCGCUGACCCCUGAUUUGGAUCGUGGAAACCAAAACUUUUCGAAACAAGAGGGAGCGACGGGGGAUGAUGAGUCCAUCAAGAGCGUCAAGGAUAAAACGGAAGCUGUGGAAACUUCAGUCACACCUCAACUACCACCAAAGAACCCUGCACGAUUCGGAGUAGAGCCUCUACGAAAGCUCCCAUCAAUACCUGAAGUCAUGGUAACGACGCCUGAUAACACACAGCUGGAGCCGUCGACGAGCCGACAAAGCCUUGACAAGACGGACCUCAAGGCAGAAGAGAAUGACGAGUUCUUUUACCUCAAGAGCACGCCAUUCACGCUCACAAAACCUUCAUUCCGUCAUGGUCCCAUCGCAUUCGCAAAGUCCGAGAUGGUCAAGGGGAUCAAGACAAUGGACGACACGCUAGACUGGACAGCGUUCCAGAUGGCGAUUCUGGGAGGAGCUGGAGACUUACUGCAGGACAUGUCCAACGAAGAAGACAUGAAGCAGGUCGAAGAGAUCACGUCGUGGUUCGAAUCGUUCGGGUUCGAGACGUACGGAACGCUGGUGCCCGAGGACGUGCCGUCGAUGCGGUCCUCGUCCCGCAGCACGGUAUCGUCAACGCCGUCAACCAUCGACACGGACAUUGACCUGCCGAUCCCGGUGGGUGCUGAGUUUCCUUCCGGGUUCUGGAACGCCCCGGCCCCCAGCGACGCCCUGGACAUGGACAAGAAGGCUAAGUUCUUUAACAGCACAGGGCUAAAGCGAUGGGUGGGCGAAGGUCGCCCCAAGCGCCCUUCGUCGCACAGCUCGGUGGAAAGCUUACCACCGAGCCCGAUGAUGCCGCUCGUGGUUCAUAUGGCCGAUGGCGAAGACGAUACUACUACCACGGAGACGGUACCGAUGGGAUAUAAUCUGGGGCACGACCUGGGCGACUUUUUGCGGUGGGAGGCGGAAUAUGUGUGUGCUUCUGGGUUUAGCACGUCACCUUGA